CCUUACCCACCUUUUAUGCCUCGAAGAUUCACAGGGCGCAGCAGAUACCGAUCACAGCAGCCAAUACCACCACACCCUUACCAUCCCAGCCUAUUACCUUAUGUGCUAUCAAUGCUCCCAGUGCCACCUGCAGUUGGACCAGCUUUCAGCUUUGAGUUGGAUGUGGAAGAUGGAGAGGUAGAAAACUAUGAGGCACUGCUGAAUUUGGCAGAACGUCUGGGAGAAGCCAAACCACGAGGACUGACAAAGGCGGACAUUGAACAGCUUCCAUCCUACAGGUUCAAUCCAAAUAACCACCAGUCAGAACAGACAUUGUGUGUGGUAUGCAUGUGUGAUUUUGAGUCAAGGCAGCUACUUAGAGUCUUACCCUGUAACCACGAGUUCCAUGCCAAGUGUGUUGAUAAAUGGCUGAAGGCAAAUCGUACCUGCCCAAUUUGUAGAGCUGAUGCUUCAGAAGUGCAUCGUGAUUCAGAAUGACCAAUCUAAAAGCACAGAUCUGGUUUGGGUGUUCCUGGUCACAUGUAUAUAUGAACUAUCUAUUGAACUUACCCAUGUGGCUUCCAGCCUACCCUUUACACAAAAGGGUCAAUGGACCUUACUUUGCACUGCGUGACUUAAUUACAAAGCUUAUAACUAGUCUUCACAGUUACAGGAUUGUUAUACUAACAGUGUGAUUGGAACUCCAAAGAUUUAUUUUUUUUAGCUUAAUUUUGUGUGUGCACUAACAUUCCCUGGUUUUUUUGUGAUCAUUCCGAGUGUUGCUGCGAGAUUACUGUGGAUGUCAUCUUUUAGCAUGUGCUUUUAUAUAAAAGAAAAAGGAGAAAAAAAAAAAAGAGUGGUAGCUCCAAACAAUAUAGCAAUCUACCUUAUAUAGAGCCUUCAGAUACUGUGAGUGGGAAUGAAUGGUGUGAAUGUGUGUUUGCUUGUGAGAGGAUGCAGGAAGUGUGUUUGUGACUGAGUGUACAUGGGUGUUUGAGAACCUAUAUACCAGCAUGUUCUGAGAAUGUAUGUGUGUAGUAAUAAUUAUGCUGCAAUGUAUAAUCUUGUGUGUUAUUUAAACAGUACUAGUACUGUACACUGGUUCCUUUCCUUGUGUUUGCAGUUGUACACUGAAUGUGAUGGGUGCGGCAAUUACAGACAUUUAGUAUUUCCUCCCCAAUGUGCUUAAAGGUAUAAAGACCUUUCUACCUACUAUUCAAACAGCAGUUAUGCUUCCCCUUCAUUGGAAGCUUUAUAUGUGUACCACUAAAGAGUGCU
Molecule: messenger RNA, 1257 nt
Organism: Antrostomus carolinensis (chuck-will's-widow)
Lineage: Eukaryota; Metazoa; Chordata; Aves; Caprimulgiformes; Caprimulgidae
Product: E3 ubiquitin-protein ligase RNF38
Exons: 5
Biological process (GO): protein ubiquitination
Molecular function (GO): ubiquitin protein ligase activity
Source: RefSeq, a predicted model, not a curated record